Molecule: messenger RNA, 6276 nt
Organism: Labrus mixtus (cuckoo wrasse)
Lineage: Eukaryota; Metazoa; Chordata; Actinopteri; Labriformes; Labridae
Gene: setd5
Product: SET domain containing 5
Exons: 25
Coding region: 633-5228 (1531 amino acids)
Molecular function (GO): protein binding
Source: RefSeq, a predicted model, not a curated record
UUGUGUGUCAGUUUCGCUGGGACCCGCGGUCGAUGCCGGCGAUGAGGGGGAUGGGCGCCUCGGCGAAUGUAAGGACCCGAGACAGAAUCAGAGCCCUGUAUCACAUACAGCAGCAUAUACCCCAUUAUAAAUAGCGACUUUAAAUAUAAAAAACACUAAUAUAAAUGGAUUUAAUCACCGGGGAUCUAUAAUAGACACUCAAUGGAUGCAGUACACCCGAACAGGACAGGGAAUUUAACUUUCCGUCUAUGCGUGGGAGACACUGAGAAGUUUGUUUUCUACCCCUGGAGAGGGAGCUACUUUUGAGGGCAAAGGAUACAGGAGACGCCGAGGUCGGACUACAGGCCUACUUGGAUUUGAUGUUGGGAUACUAUAAGGACUUCACACUGUACAUUAACUUACCUCGCUUGUACAAGUUUGGAAUGCCGCUUUAGGUCCCCCCAUGACCGUCAGCCGUGGGCUACGGCUCCGCGGCGCCCCACCUCUAGAGUGGUCUGCUGCUGUACUUGGGACCCUGUGAUUCCUCUUCUCACCUCUCCUCCUCCCCCUCCCCCAUCCCAUCCUGUCCCUCCCCGCCCCCACCCCCUCCUUCCCCCUCUUACCCCCUCCCUCGCGUCGCUGUGCUGGACGUCAUGAGCAUAGUAAUCGCGCUGGGAGUCACCACACCUGAAACGUCUUACUCAGAUAUGGCUGCUGGAUCAGACCCUGAGUCAGUUGAAGCAAGCCCUGCCGUGAAUGAGAAAAACUACAACAACCACAGCUGUGGGAGCGCACAGAGUCAUGGGUAUCGGGGACUACCAUAUGCUAUGCAACAGUCUUCCGUUGUGUGUUGUCAGGAUCACAACUAUGGCGCGCCCCCUCCCCCUACCCCACCCGCCUCCCCGCUCUCCCAAACCAUCAUUCCCCGCAUGGAUCUCAACGGCGUGGUACGCGGCUCACGCUACCACGACACUACUGAGGACAACUCAGCCGACAGCGACAGUUCCUCAGACGAGGACGGGGCUGUGGCCAGCUGGUGUCACUGCAGCCUGACGCCGGACGGCCUGCUCAUCAAAUGUGACAACUGCAGCGGUCUGGACAGGAGGAAAGGAGGAGAAGGCCAACACAGAAAAACAGAAAAUGUCUCAGCUGGAGAGAGCAGUGCCACUGAGAGUGGUGACGAGGAGGUAUCCCCCUCCACCAUCUCCUACACGGCCACCCAGCAUACGCCCACCAGCAUCAAACUGACUGUCAACAGGGUGAAGAGGAGCAAAUCCAAAAAGAGGAAGAAGAGCACGGAGAAGGCCCGUGGAACGCCAAAGGGCAAGAAAGUCAAGGCUUUCAGAGAGGGUUCAAGGAAGUCCAUGAGGAUGAAGAACUCGACAACCGAAGCCAGUGUUUUAGACGAGAACACGGCAGAGGGGUGGGAGACGAGGAUCCGCCAGUGGACGGACCAGUAUGAGGAGGCUCUGGCAAACCAGUACAGUGCCGAUGUCCAGACACUUCUCCAGCUUCAUCGUACUGCCAGCAACACCGUUUCAAAGACUGAGAGCGGUGCCACACCACCUCCCUCCAACACACAGAUCCACGCCUCGGUGGACACCAUGGACACCAUUAACCUCACGGAGCUGGCCUGUAAUAACACAGUGCUGGGCUCACAGAUGCAGCUCCAGUUGGGGCGGGUAACACGGGUGCAGAAACACCGGAAGAUCCUCCGAGCCGCCAAGACGCUGGAGCCAGACACGCUCAUCAUCGAAUAUCGGGGGAAAGUCAUGCUCAAGCAGCAGUUUGAAGUCAACGGGCACUUCUUCAAAAAACCCUACCCAUUUGUGCUGUUUUACUCAAAGUUUAAUGAUGUUGAGAUGUGUGUUGAUGCGAGGACGUUUGGAAACGAUGCUCGCUUCAUCAGGAGGUCGUGUACACCCAAUGCUGAGGUCCGGCAUAUGAUUGCUGAGGGCAUGAUCCAUCUAUGUAUCUAUGCUGUGAGUCAAAUUACAAAGGACGCCGAGGUCACCAUUGGAUUUGACUACGAGUUCAAUAGCUGUAAUUACAAAGUGGACUGUGCCUGCCACAAGGGCAACCAGAACUGCCCGGUGCAAAAGCACAACCUGAAGCCCAGGGAGAGCUUGCUGAGUCCGCCCUCCCUGCCGCCUCCCUCCUCUCUGGUCGGCGCUGAAACCCGGCGGAGAAAAGCCCGGAGGAGAGAGCUAGAAGGCAGCACGUCUGGGGACAGCAACCAGACCCCGGACCAGAUCCAGGAGGCCAAAGACAGCAUCGGGACCAGUGAUGCAGAGGAGAGACUGCUGGACGAGGUGAAGGGGGAAGAUGGAGAGGAAGGAGAGAUAGAUGAAAACGGGGUCGCAAUCUCCAAUAAAAAAACAUGUAACGCCCUGGAGAGACGGCGGAGGAGAGUGGGAGGAGCAGACGCAAAGGAGGAGGGUGUGGAAACUGAGGACGGGGCAGGAAACCCCGCAGGGAACACCGCCACACCCAGCAACGCUGGAGUAGGGAUCAGCACGCGACGCGCCACCUAUGUAAUGGACCCACCAUCCAAUGAAGAAAAGACUUCAUUAAACAACCUGACCGCCCCAGCUGCUCCCCCUAAACCUGCACGACCAACCAAGCCCCGGCCCAAAAGUCGCAUCUCUCGCUACCGCUCCAGCUCGUCCCAGCGUGCCCGGCGGCAGCGUCAAGCCCUCGCACAGCAGGCAGCUGCUGCGGCCGCCGCAAUGGCAGCCACACCGUCGUCGGGUGAUCAGGGUGCUGCUCUGGAUGAAGAGGGAUCUCAGGGCCCAUACGGUGCUGAACAAGAAAACAGUUUAGGUCAUCUCCUUGAUGGAGACGGUCAGGGUCUGAACUGUAUUAAUAGAGGCAAUUUGCGCUACCCCAAGACAAAGAAGUACCUGGUUACUGAAUGGUUGAAUGACAAGAUACCUGCAGGGGACAAGAUCCACCAAGAGGUGCCCGUUGAGCGCACGCUGCGGAUAACCACCGACCCCACAGUGCUGGCCACCACCCUCAACAUGCUGCCAGGCCUCUCCCACUCAUCGCUCAUCUGCACCACACCCAGACACUACGUUCGCUUCGGCUCCCCCUUCAACCCUGAGAGAAGCCGGCCGCGCCCGCUCCAAAUGGACGGCACUUAUGGCUGCUUUAAAAAGAGAUGGUUGAAACAGCUGGAGGAUGAGAGCUGCUCAGCGAGUGUGGAGGACGGCACAGAGUCAACCUCCUCCCAGCAAAGCACCAGUAGCAGAUCCACCCCCAACCCCCUCUCCACUGAGGUUAACGCACCUUUCAAGAAGCGCCGUUCCAAGUAUAUGUCAGAGAUGACACCAGCACCGCUGGACCACCUGCUUCGCCCGCUGUCACCCAUCACACCACCGCUCCCAGACGACUCCCUCCACCGGCUGCUCCAAACCCCCUGUGGCUCCCUGCUGCCAAACGGCCUGGUCUACUCACCCAUGCCCUCCCUGCCCGCCAGCCGCUGCAACACACCGCUGCAAUUUGAGAACAUAUCAUCCCCUGAGGCGUCUCCUGUCCAUCGACCAGAGUCCAUCUCUCCUGAGCCGUGUCUGCAGACGGACUUUGAUGUCCCUCGGCCCCAGUUCCCCGACCUGUCCCUCCCCUGCAGCCUGGAGAGUCCCGUGGCUGUGACCUUAGAUGACUUUCCCCUUCCCGGCGGCCCCUCAGGCCACGAUUCGUCUUCUCUAGGGGCCACUUCCCUAAACCCAGUGUCCUGCCCCUCAUCGGACCUCAACCCUCAAAACAGGGAGCAGGCCUUCAGGACAGAGUUCAACCUCAUAUACACCUGCUCGCCCCUCAACGCAAACCUGGGAAACCCUGUUGCCACAGACCGCCGCCUCUCACAGUCGGAGGGAGGCUUUUCCCCGGCGGAGUCCUUCCACAGCUCUAUAAGCGGCCAGGGGCUUAUGGGAGACGUGGGCCCUGGCUCCAUGUCACCCUACGGCGAGCCUCAUUAUGGGGGUGGCUACCCGGAUAGUGGCACGCCUCCUCACACCAGCAACCCGCCACAAAAGAAGAAGAGGGCCAACCAGCAUACCAUUAGUCUGCUGACAGGGAAGCCAGAUUACCAGGCUAUAGCUGUAAGAAGUGAAUACAAGCCAGUACAAAAUAUGGUGUCUUUGCUGGAGUACCGUAAGAGGAAGCAGGGCAGCGGGCGCGACCUGGAGCUGAUCGGAAACAGCUCGUCUAUGGGCGGCACCCCCACCCGGCCCAGCUCCCACUACAGCCAGGACUCCCAUCAUCCCCAUCCCCAUCCUCACCCUCAUCCCCAUCCUCAUCCUCAUCAACAUCCUCAUCAGCAGAUGCAGAUGCAGCCCCUGGCCUCCCCACAGAGCUCCUCCUUCAGCUCCACAGCACACACACCCUCCAUCCCACAGGUAGAGGAGGUCAGCCCUCCUGACCACCAGGGCUCGUCAGGGCAGCCCAGACGCCAGGACAACAACCAGUGGAUGGUUCCCACGACUGUUGAACGUCUCAGGGAAGGUCAGGGGGUUCUGGAGCGAGUGCUACGAAGCAUCAAGAUGGAGCGUAAUUACAAGAGGGGUGACGGCUCUACAGAGAAGGAGUCUGAUGCAGAUCGAUACGACAUGCCGGCGGCGUCCAUGGCCUCUCCCAUGAAGAGUCCUCAUAGAUACAGUCCCUCUGUGUACCAGUCAUCAGAAAGCCACCGUCAGACCGACAGCCCGUCAUUCCUCCAGCAAACCUCCAACUCUCCAUUCCGGGGUUCCUGCAGUCCCUCAUCGGGCCAGAGCUUCCAUCCGCGCCUCUCCUCGUCUCACCCAGGAAUGUCCCAGGACCACCACCCUCCUCCCUCCUACCCCAGUCACCCCACAACCUCCUCCUCAGACUCCAGGCCACCAGGGGGCUCCCUUCACCAGCACAGCGGCAGCAGCAGUAACGUGGACGGGAGCCACGGCUACAGCAACAGUCACUUAAAAGCAAGCCUUUUGAACAGCGGCGGCCUGGUGGGGUCUCCCAGCCCGGGACCUAGGGCUCAUGGGCAGACUAAACUAGACUCAGGCGCCCAGGCCUCCAGAGGGAGUCAGCCGCAGGCGUCACGUAGCCUGAAGUCCGGCAGCCCUGGACAGACAACGCUGCAGGCCGGCUCCAGGCUGCUGUCGGCCUCUGGACAGACACACUAUCCACAGAGAGGGACGAGCCUCAGCCAGUUCCAGCACUCCCCCCUCCAGGGACCCGGAGUAAGGACACAGUCAGGAAGCUUUUAGGACCUUUGUCGAGUGUGCGUAUGUAUGAGUGUUGGUGUGUGUGUGUGCGCGAGUGUGUGUGACGCUGUGUACCUCCUCGACCCCGUGAAGCUGCGUUGAAAUGGGGCUCAGGGAGUUUGGGGAGGGGAAAAUGUACAGACCUAAGAGAAGCAAGGACUUCUUCACGGAUUUCUCCUUUUCUUAUUUUCUGUCUCUUCCUUCUUUAUUUUCAGAAAAACUUUUAAAAAAAAGAAAAAAAUGACCACGUUCUGCUCAAAACUGAUCGUUGACUCUGGACGUCAUUACAGAAUCAGUGGAAAAAAAGUGAUUUGGACUCUGAAAAAAAACCAAGAAAUCACAUGUAACUUGAAAUUUUCCCCCCCAGUGUUUCCUCAUGUGCCGGACUGUGCAAACAGGCUCUAUUAUGUCUGGAAAGUACAAACUUCCACACAAAUGUCUGUACAAAGUUAUAAAAAGUCGUACCUGUUGUCAUGGUACCCAGGUUGGAUAAAUGCUGAGAUGUAACUGAAAGCAAGAGUUGUUUUAUUUUUGUUUUGUCAGCGUUCCAUAUUUUUUUUUUUUUUCUGAUUUGGCACGUUGCUGAGUCUGUGCUGCAGUAAACAAGUGUUUGAUUUUGGAAAGGGGGAGGGGAGGGGAGGGGGGGGGGAAUGAUGCAAGCAAAAGCGACACGUUAAUCAUCCGUUUUAAAGAUGCAUUAGAGAGGCGGGGGGGAGGAGGAGGAGGAGGAGGAGGAGGGGGUUUCUCCACCCCGAUAGGAUCAUUCCAUAUGAUUACCAGCUUCUGUGUCCUCACAGCGGACGCAGAAAAAACAGCCCCGUGUUUGGUUUUCUCGAGGUUCUCCGUCUGUUCAGAUAUUCUGUUGAUUUGGGGUUCUCUUCUGUUCUCUCAUCCCCACUGGACUUGUUUUUGUUUUUCACAUUAGGACUACUUCACUGUAGACUUCUGAUAUUGUACUUGAGACAUACAGGUCUUAUGAUUCAUGGUGCUGCAUUCUUGUUUUUUUUUUUUUUUUCCAAUAAAUUUGAAAUCCAGUUAUGUUCCCCACAUA